Messenger RNA from Prorocentrum cordatum, 396 nucleotides. NCBI's taxonomy places the organism in Eukaryota, Dinophyceae, Prorocentrales, Prorocentraceae. The record is from the annotation of a GenBank genome assembly.
CAUGGGCCGCGAGCUCGACGGCCUCCAGUUCGAGCAAGCGACGAAGAGGGCGAGAACGAACAGGCGGCGGGCGCGUGCGGCGCCGGCCAUGCGGGUGCGGCCGCGUGGCCGAACGAGUCCCGCAGGGCCCUCAACCGCCGGGGCGAGGAGUACCGGCGCCUGCGCCAGGACGACGAUUUCCACGCGAAGAGACACGCCCUCGUGUUCUGCUCCUGCGGCCACCCCGACGACCGCCUGCAGGCCGCGCGACCUUAUCCUGCCGUGGUGCCCAGGCGCAGCUGCCCAAGUUCUAAAGUGGCGUUUCUUGCGGGACUGAGUCCCGCCGGUGUCAACACGGGCGUGCUCUGCGUUGUUAUACAUUGCUUACGCGUGCGGUUUUAUUUUCGCUCUGUGUAA